Malania oleifera is the source of this 1723-nucleotide messenger RNA. Its product is annotated as heavy metal-associated isoprenylated plant protein 36-like. Lineage: Eukaryota; Viridiplantae; Streptophyta; Magnoliopsida; Santalales; Ximeniaceae. Gene Ontology annotation, molecular function: metal ion binding. The transcript has 3 exons. Bases 628 to 1398 code for a protein of 256 amino acids. The record is from RefSeq and is a predicted model, not a curated record.
UUUGAAGGUUAAAACACAUAAUUUAAUGGGGCUAUUAGUAAGUCAUGAAUACAAAAGAUUAACCUAGUUAAUAGUUGUACUGCAUAAUUUAAUUAUUACAUGCUUUUCUUUAGUGUACAAUACGUAUUUGAUGUUUUGAUUAAUUGAAUGUUUUGAUUAUUAUAUGAUUUAUUCUUAUUGAACUAACUAACUUUUGUAGACUUGGCGCAUUAAGGGUGAUCUUGAUCUUCUUGGUGUUGCAUGAUUUUUCAUAUUCAUGUGUACCUAAGAAACAUAACUUUAGACUUGCCCUGCCUUUUAUUUUUCCAAAAAAUCUUUGCCUUCUUUAUUUCUGGAUUCUGCCAUUAAGUUGUUUAUACAUGCUCAUAUCAUUUGGACUCGCUGUAUCCUCGCUCUCUCUCUCUCUCUGUCUCUCUCUCUCUCUCUCUCUCUUUUCAACUUUUGAUAUCUGUGCGUUUCAUCCUCUCAAUCUGCGGCAAACAUUCUCAAAGAUUCUUUUCUCUCUCCCUUUUUAACUCGUCAACUUCUUAUUUAUAUCUCCAUCUCAUCCUCUCAACUAACAGCACACAUUUACAAAGCUCCUCAAUCUUUACCUUCUCUUCGCACACUCUCUCUUGCGCUGCAGAGAUGGCAGAAGCACCAGUGCAAGAGACUCCUGAACAAUUGAAGUGCCAGACAUGGGUGCUGAAAGUUUCUAUCCACUGCGAAGGCUGCAAGAAGAAAGUCAAGAAAGUUAUGCAGAGUGUUUAUGCCACUGAUGUAGAUCCUCAGCAACACAAGGUUACAGUGACUGGUAGUGUUGAUGCAGAGACUCUUAUUAAGAAACUGGUAAAGAUGGGCAAACACGCUGAGCUUUUUCCAGAGAAGCCUGACAGAAAGGAGAAAAAUGCUGGGAAAUCAAAGGACAAUGGGAAAAAAAAUGAACCUAAAUAUGAAGAAACUGGUGGAUCAAAUGGUCAGAAAAAGCAUGAGAAUUCUGAAGACCCUGCUACAAAGGGUGAAAGCGGUGAGAGCAAGGAUCUAGCCAACAAAAAUGGUGGUGAAAAUGGAGAUAAAAAGAAGAAGAAGAAGAAAAGGCAUCACAGUGAUUCUAAUGAUGCUGGUGAAGGCUCUGGCUCUGGAACUCCAACACCAGCUCCAGACUCGAAUCUUUGUCGUUCACCACAGCACAUGUACCUGCAUCCACCAUUCAUGUAUCUGCAUCCACCAAUGUACCCUGUACCUGCAGCAUACACAGUGAGUUGUAGUAUGGCAAAUCCUAGCACUAGCUCCUGUCAGGAACAGCCAGUUUAUGCUCAUGCAUUCUCAUAUCCAGCAACUUAUCCACCAGUUCCGCCAAGCCAUUGCAUCGAUUGGUUUGAUGAUGAAGACGACGACGGUUUCUGCUCAAUCAUGUGAUGCAGAAACUUAAGUAUGUGUAGCUAUAUUAUAUUUUCUAGUACCAAUGCAUAAAUAUUUGAUUGUGAGUUGGGGCAGAAAGGGUGGUGUUCAUUUUGUAAGAUGAAAAUUGAAACAAAGGAAUAUAUUAAAACUGGGGAGGAUAAAAGGGUUGUUUUGCAGUUCAGAUCUUUAGUAGAUUGCCUUUAUUAGUGAUGCAGCUCUUGUGUGCUACUUUUAGUUGUUCGAGCGGUUCGUGUGGUACGCCUUGUAUUAGUUGUUUGUAGGGCCUGAAUCUCACUUUGCACUAUGAGGUGUUGUGGAAAUUUCAAGUGUUUAUGAAUCA